Messenger RNA from Thunnus maccoyii (southern bluefin tuna), 14801 nucleotides. RefSeq names its product A kinase (PRKA) anchor protein 9 (gene akap9). The record is from RefSeq and is a predicted model, not a curated record. Gene Ontology annotation, molecular function: molecular adaptor activity. The transcript is spliced from 52 exons. NCBI's taxonomy places the organism in Eukaryota, Metazoa, Chordata, Actinopteri, Scombriformes, Scombridae. Gene Ontology annotation, biological process: signal transduction. The coding region runs from base 2395 to 14313 and encodes 3972 amino acids.
UAGGGCCACAUCUGCAACUUCAUUUCUGUUCUGAAGAAUCCUAAUUAUGAAGCCUCUGGAAUGACUGACUGUUUUUUGGAAUUUUAAUAGAUUGUGGAAGAUUUUUCAUGUGGCUGAUUAUUUGUCUUAUACACGAUUCCACUUUUUGUCAAAGUUUUCAUCAUUUAUAUUUAAUUUAUAAGCUAGGGUUUUGCAUAAUUUUCCUGUUGUUUACAUUGGAAAUCAUAUUAGUGACCGCAAAGGAGACAAAAGAAGAAAUGAAGAUAAGUAGAGCACAGAAGUCAGUCAAUGGGGCAGCUUAUCUCAGUGACGCUGAGUCAUACUACUGACUGGUGAUAAAAGUUUUCAUGUGGCGGUAAAAUUUGUCUUUGGUGGAUAAAUCACUAAAUGUCACCUGCCAACUCAGCCACUAAUUUUCAGGAAAAUAACAAGUGAAUAUUUUAAGUUUAUGUUUAUAGUUUUAUAUUUAUUUAUUAUUAUAAAGUUUUUAUGUUCCUGUUCUUACACAGUGUCUCUGCUGGCUACCACACACACUCUGACUGUGAGUCAUCAAAUAAAAGCAAAACAGUUGACUAAUGGGACUACUCAGUAGCAUAUGAUGUUUCCUGAUGAUUUUCUGUAGUUUAUAAUUUAAGAGAAGUGAUGUGACACUAAAUAUAACAUUAAAAACAAUUAUUGUGUGAUCAAAUGAAACCGCUUUAAGUCUACUCGCAUCAGUAAGAGGAUGAUUUAGAUUAUAUCAUAGCUUUGUCCUAGCAAAACCAACAUUUGAAAAUACUUGUACUUGGGAAUAAAUCUUAACACUUUAAUAAUCACAUACUCACGUAACAGCACAAAUCUACCCAGUGAUGACUUCUGAACACAUGUGGGCUCUUCCAUCACCGUUUCCACAUCUUAAUGUUUCACUGACAGCAUUGUGAAUUAACAGGUAAAUGGGUGCCAUGAGAUGACAGAGAACCUUAUGAUGUCUUCGAAGGAUUUUAUCUGGGUACAGUAAUCCGAUCCGAUCUUUUGGCUCUGCUAGCAAACCCACUGGCUGCUGGACUUCACUCUCUAUUUGCUUAACAUUUAAGUCUUCUGCAAGAUUUCCUGUAACCCACUAACCAAGCCUGUUCUAUACUGUAGUCUCAUUUUAAAUGUGAUUAUAUACCAUGUUAGGAAUGAUUUGAAAACUGUGCUGUAGGUAAAAGAAAAAAAAAAUCUUAUUAUCUUUAUAAAUGAUCAGUUUGAGAGCACAAAUGGCUGAGGAGUUUAGGAUUGAACAGGGCAUUGUGACAUUUUAGAGGUGUAAAUGAAAGCUGCCUGGAGGAGGAUGAAGGGAGGGAGUGGUGAAUGAUGGAAAAGAAUAGAGAUGACAGUGAAGUGCUCGGAGGAGAGAAGACAGGGUGUUACACAAAGAGAUGUUCUCUUUGGAUUCACUAAGGUGAUGUACGAACAGGGGAGACAGAAAGCAGGGAGGUGCUGAUCAGUACAGCUGGGAUAGAUGGAGAAAAAAAUCAGAUAUGUGGUUGAAAAGUGAGAUUCCCACUGCAGUAAGAUGUGUGAUGUUAAUAAUGAGUAUUAGUGCCUUAACCAAGUUAAAACUAAUCUAUGGACUAAAUAUUGUUUCAAAUUAGACAUUUUUCAAAUGAGAUUUAUCUUUAAGGUUUCAUUCCCUCUGUGUGAGAUGAAACUUGCAGUAGAACUCAUAUCUUUUAAAAUGUAUUUGUGGAUUUGAGGCAAAGGCAGAUAAGAGACAAAGCAAAGCCGCGGACGUUCCAGCUGACCAAGUUGAUACCCUCAGCCUUGCCUCUAGGUGUCAUGAAGUGAAGAUGAUGUCAUAUGGACAGUGAUAUGAUGAUUUUUGAUGAAGGAACAAAUAACUUAUAACAGCAGUCCAGUGCUUGACAUUACCCUACAGGUGCAGGUCUGUACCACGGCAGGUCACUGCCAAAGAGUGGGCAGCUGCCACGUAGGGUAAAGUAGUCGAUCUGUUGCCAGCUUUAAGCCGGCGCAAUUCAAAUAGUCCGGUGCGGGGUUAUCAACCCUCCUCAGUAGCCAGGUAGUUUAGUAGGAAGAGAUCGGCAUCCUCCAGAGUGUUGAAAAUCAUGUCAAUGUCGGUACCUUUAGUUACUCAAAGCCGUGCAGGGUAGAGGAAUCCGGUGCGCAUCCCCACGUUGAUGAAUUUUCUCCUCACCUCCUCAAAUGGUUGGCGCCGCUUCAGUGUUUCUGCUGGCAAAUCAGGAUAUAAGUGAAUCCAUCUCCCAUCGUAGGUCAGAGGGGAGUUCUCCCGUGCCAGCCGCAAUAUUUUCUCCUUCAUGCGAAAGCUGUGGAUCCUGGCUAUCAUGACACAAGGACGUGCCCCGGCGUCAGGAGGAGGUGGAGCCUCUGCGACAGGUAACAAAGGGAGGCACGAUGCAGGAUAUGGAGGAUGCGCUAGCUGCAAAGUCGCAGGCAGUGGAGGAACUAAGUCGAGAGCUUGAGGAAAUCAGAGCAGCUUUCGGCACAGAGGGAGUACAGCAGCUGCAGGACUUUGAGGCUGCUCUAAAGCAGCGAGAUGGCAUCAUCACCCAGCUCACAGCUAAUCUUCAGCAGGCUCGUGAAGAGAAAGACGAGAUCAUGAAAGAAUUCCUGGAGCUGACAGAGCAAAGUCAGAAACUGCAUAUUCAGUUCCAGCAGCUGCAGGCAGGCGAGACGUUAAGGAACACCAGUCACAGCAGCACAGCAGCUGAUCUUCUGCAAGCCAGGCAGCAGCUCAUGCAGUACCAACAGCUGCAGGAGGAAAUGAACACUGAGGUCAAAAAGAACCAGGAGAGGAACAGUGAGCAGCUGGAGCACAUCAGCCAGCUCCAGCACAAGCUCAGUGAGAUGGAGAUGUCUGGAAGAAGAUCAGAGGAAUCAUUUAUGCAAAGGAUAAACGAGAAGGACCUCGUGAUUGCUGAACAUGAAAAGAUUAUUUUGAGUCAGGAGCAGUCCCUGACAGAAUUGAGAAAAAAGGAGGCAUCUUUUGCACAAACAAUGAAAGAGAAAAAUCAGUUAAUUUCAGAGCAAACUGCAAUAAUCACAGAACAUGAGCGGUCAUUGACACUGCUCAGAGAUGAACUUGCUCAUGUGGGAAAGACUACAGAUGAGAAUACUAUAGAACAGUUAAAUGACAAAGACCUGAGGAUAGUAGCGCUGGAAAGAUGCGUUUCAGACCGCGACUGCUCUAUAACCCAGCUUGAGGAUGAGCUGGACUCCACUGAAAAUCACCUACAUGACCUCCAGCAGCGAAUGGCUGCAAAAGAAUCCGAGCUUGAAAAAUGCCUGGAUGAGUUGGAAAGCUGUAAAAGUGAAAUGGAGAGUUGUAAAUUAGAAUUGGAGAAAGAGCGAACAGAGUUAGAAAGCUGCAAAGGUGAACUUGCAACUUCUAAACAAAAGGAGCGAAUGUCAUCUAAUGAAAUCAUGCAGCUCAUGGGCACAGUAGAAGACCUGCAGAAGCGCUAUCACAAGGGCAGCCUAUCUGAGAGUGACACCAUCCAAAAAAUGCAGCAAGAGACUGAGAGGAAGCUUGAAGUUCUCAGGGCAGAGCUGGACGAGAUGUACGGCCAGCAAAUAGUCCAGAUGAAGCAGGAGCUUAAUUUGCGUCAUGCUGCGAAAGUGGAGCAAAUGACUGAGCAACAUCGUGCUGAGCUUGAGCUUCUAAAAGCACAAAGCUCCACUGAUAGUGCUGCUGAGGUGGACACUCUCAAUGCUAGAAUUAGAGAGCUUCAAGAGACAUUAGAGCAAUUCCAAGCAAUGCACAAUAAAGCCACGCAUGAGCUUACCCAAGUCACCCAAGAAAAGGUCAACCUGCAGGUGAAGGUUGAGGAUCUUCUUCAAGAUCUCCGUUCUGCUAAUGAAAAAGCGGAGCUGGUCUCCCGCAGUCUUACCUCUCAGGAAAGCCAACAAGGUGAACUGCAGCGCCUUCAGGAAACCACUGACAGUCUGAAGUGCCAACUGGCUGCUGCUCAGGAAGCUGCACUAGAGGCAGAGACGAAACACGAAUCCGAAAUAACCAAUUACAAGAUCAAGUUGGAGAUGCUGGAGAGGGAGAAGGAUGCUGUGCUUGACCGCAUGGCGGAGUCGCAGGAAGCAGAGCUGGAACGACUGAGGACUCAGCUUCUGUUUAGCCAUGAGGAAGAGCUGACCCAUCUUAGAGAAGAACUACAGAGAGAGAGUUUCCUAAACACAGAAAACCUUCUCAAUGAAGCUGCUAUCAAACAUGAGAGAGCUUUGGAUGAGCUGCGCAUUCGUUACGAAGAAGAACUGCGCUUGUUACAAAGAGAGAAGGCAAGUUUUGCCACAGAGCGAGAUGAUCUUUUGCACCAAAUUCUUGGCCUGAAAGAAGAUCUAAAGCUAGCUUUGAACAGCUCCAAAGCGGAUGAGCUCGUCCAGCAGCUUCAGGAACUUCAGGUGGAGCUUGAGGAACUGAGAAGAGGAGGAGAAGAACGAGUUAGAAUGGAGAACGAAAUCCAGACAUUACUAAAAAAGACGGAGGUGCUUGAAAAUCAGGCAAAAGAGAAAGAACAGAGUUGGGAGAAAAAAUGGAAAGAGGAGGAACGGGAAAAGGAGACACUGACAGAAUCUAAUAACACUUUGAAAGAGGAGUUGGACUCAAAAAUUCUAAAAAUUGAGACACUCACAGCAGAGAACAAUCAAAUACAGCAACAAGUAGCUGAGCUUAGCGAUGAAAUUGAAAAGCAGAGGAAUACUUUCUCUUUUGCUGAAAAGAAUUUCGAAGUAAAUUAUCAGGAGCUGAAAGAGGAAUACACAUGUCUCAUUGAGGCAAAGACACAGUUAGAGGAGAGGACGUUGAAGGAGACACUUGAAUUCGAGGCGAAAAUUGCCAGCCUUCAGUCACAGAUUCGGGAGGUGGAGGAGAGCAGCAAGGAUAUCAAAAUGGAGGAAAUGCACACAGAUAGUAAAGCUGUGAUAGAAAAAGAUACUACUGAGCUAAUGGAGAAGCUUAAUGUUACGUUGAGUGAGAAGGAAAGCCUGGCCGGGAGGCUUUCCGAAGUUACAGAGCAACUGACGUCUACAGAGAGCAAAGUGGGACAGCUGGAAGAAGACCUGAUGAAAGUGAGACAAGAAAAUGCCAAGGUCAUCGCCCAGAAUGAAAGCCUUGGGAAAGAACUGAAAAAGAAGCAAGAGAUUAUAAGAAAGCAGACGAGAGGGCAGGAUGCCCAGAGAAAAGCUAAGCUCGAGCAAGAGGAGCAAGCUGUUGAGCCAGUUGCUUCAGUUCUUUCUUUUGAAGAUCAUCACCUUCAGAUUCAAUCUCUGCAAAGGGAAAUAGAGGCUCUUCAGUCCCUCUUACAGGCAGCCGAAGCCGAGAGAGACAGCAUCCGGCAGACCGUGGAGCUCCAGAAGCUUUCACCGAUUCCAUCUCCAGCAGCAGCUGUCCAGUCCUUGGGGGAGGUACCUGUUGAAGGACAAUCCUCCCCGCAAAAGUCCACAGCCUCAGGGUCAAGCAGGCGCAAGAGACGGCAGAGGUCGAAGCAGGAGCGCAAACUGGGCACUGCUCUCUCAGACAGCAGAGAAGAAAAACAAAGGGAGGAGGAAGAGGAGGCAGCGGUGGAGGAAGAGAGAGCUACAAGUGCCGCAGAGCAGGAGAUGCAGCCUCAGAUGGAGAGACAGGUUAUGUCAUGUUCACAAGAGAGGGGCAGUAAGGAGGACUCUGCUGACGGGUACCAGGGAGACGGAGCGAGAGACCACGUCAACAAGCAGGUGAGCAGACAUGGGACGAGCCACCAAACAAAGCCUGUCGUGUGUGAGGGAGCAGAAGAAGAGGGAGCGACUACUGAGCAUGGUGAGUGCAGGCUGCGGAUGGAGGCGCAGCGCAUCAGCAUGUCUCAGAUCCACGCCGCCCAGCUGGAGCUGCUGCAUGAGGAGACGGACGCCCGCACACACACUCUGGAGCUGAAACUGCAGAAUGUGAAAGAUCACUGUGACCAGGAUGAGCCAAAAAUCUCCAGAUACCAGAACAUGUUACAAGCUGUGUCGGAAGAAUGUAGUGAGAUCAUUCAGUCUUUCCGAAAGAUGUUUGGUAAAGAGUUCUUGGAGUGUGUUGAUGCGGAGGAACGACCGCCCACUUCAAUGGAAAGACUAGAAACUGGUGAAGCCACCUCCACUGUACUGGAGGCCAGAGAGCUCUACAGAGAUCUUCAGCAGAUGAAGGGGAGGAUUGAGCAGGAACAUCAUCGACUGUCACAGCUCCAGGCUCUAUUGAGAGCUGAUGGGAACAAGAUGAUGGAGCUGCAGAUGGCAUUCGAUGAACUGAGGAGCAGCAGUGAGAAGGAGAUCUCUGACCUGCGUGUACAAGUUGCCAACUUAAGCCUCUCAAGCAAAGAUCCAGAGGAGCGGGCCGCUGCACCAUCUACCUCCCCUUCCAAGGAAUUACAGAUGCUGAGGGCCGAGGCGCAGGAGAAGCAGCUGCAGUUAGAGGAGAGUCACAGACAAGAGAUGGAGCUUCUCAGAGCCCACUACCAGCAGCAGACUGCAGAGACAGAGGAGCGAUACGCCACCGAGCUCUUCAUGCUGCAGCAGCGACUGCAGGAGGUCACAGGCACUCAGACCCACUACAGCCUGGCCGGUGUUCAAGAGUCCAGCUCAGAGAAGAAUGAGGAGCUCAGAGAGCAACUAAAGGACCUUGGUGUGGAGGAAUUGUCAGAGGGAGGUGUUGAGUUGCGCUGGCCUGCCAGUUCUGCAGGCCUGACAGCACAGCUGCAGGUACUGAGGAAAGCCCUCUACCACAAGUAUGUCCAAGAAGUAGCUGCUCUCAAAGAGCAGCACAGUAGCGAGCUGAGGAGACUGAGAGAAGAAAAAGAGCAGGAGAGGAAAAGAGGAAGCUCUUUUGACAGCUCCAACGUUGCUGGGCAGUUCGUGCUGGAAGAGAAACAACACUGGGAGAGAGUGGAGGAGGAAGUUGCCAAGGCCAUCGUUCAGAUGUCAGUGGAGUUUGCGCAGCAGACUGAGCUGGCCCGACUCAACAAGCGUGUCGGCCAAACGAACACCUCCAUGCAGACCCAGUCAGACGAAGAGGAGGUGGAGGAGAGGGAGAACGAGGAACGGGCUCCCAGAGUUUCUCACACCACAGGCGCCUGGCUGAAGGAGGUGGAGAGGGAGCAACUGGAGAGGGAGCUGGAGGAGAGGAACGCAGAGAUCCAAAAACUAAAGGAGGAGCUGCUGAAAACGGAAUCAGGACCUGAGCAGGCCUUAAAGAAGAAAGAAGACGGCCAAGAAAAAGUUGAGGAUGAGGAAGAUCCAAGGGGGGUGGAAAUAAAGCAGGCUGGUGCACUCAGAUUGUCAUCGCAGGGUGAUGAAGAUUCAUCCGAUAAGGACACUGAAAGAAACCUCUUGCGUAUGGCCAACGAGAAGCUUAGUCAGGUGCUUGUUGAUGUCCUGAAGACUACAGCAGCAGCGGAGGAAACCAUGGGCCUGCACAUGCAGAGUCUGCGUGAUGCGUCAAGUGGAGGUCAGCAGGCUGCACCGCCCCGCUCCACCACACAGAGAGCAACUUGGCAGCCUGUGAGAUCUUACGCUGCAGGUCACUCUGCAGAAAGUUGCCAGGGCAGCGAGACCGGCGCAGAUGACGUGAGUGUGUGGUCUGGGGAGACGGACGCUGACGAGGGCCUGGAGGUGUCCCAGCAGCUGAUGGACAGCCUGCUGCGGGGGGCAGGGACACAGCUAAAGAACGAGGAAUAUCUGAUGGGCAUCAGCAGCCGACUCCAGACGGCUUUGGAGAAGAUGUUGAUGGCCAUCAGCGACACCACCAACCAGCUCGAACAUGCCCGGAUGACCCAGACCGAGCUGAUGCGGGAAUCCUUCCGCCACAAUCAGGAGAUGAACGAGCUGCUGCAGAAGCAGGAGGAGCUGCAGGAGAGGUUGUCCGAGGAGGCGCGGGCACGCGAGCAGCUGGCUCUGGAACUCCACCGAGCUGAGGGUCUGAUUGACGGCUACACGGGCGAACGGGCUGUGCUAGAGGAGCAGUUGCGUCAGAAGGAAGAGCUCCAGCUGAGCCUGGAGCAAGAGCUGCAGGUUACAGCUAGCCGGCUGCACGAGUUGGAGCAAGAGAGGCUUCAGAUGCAGGAGGAGCGGGAGCUGCUGUCAAGGCAACAGGACGCCAUGAGGGAGCACGCUGGGCCCCGUGAGCUUCGCCUAGUUGAAGCUGCAAUGGUUGCAGCACCUGAAGCAGACCUGCUGGAGGAGACGGAGAAGCUGAUGAAAGAGAAAGUGGAGGUCCAACGUCAGGCGGAGAAGGAGAACGCCGACCUUCUGAAGCAGGUGAAGCUGCUGGAGGCGGAGCUGGAGGAGCAGGUCAACAAGGUGAUCGAGCUGGAGCAUGCUCAGAGGACGGAGAACGGAGACCUCCAGCAGCAGAUCCAAGCUCUGGAGAAACAGCUGGAGAAGAACAGGAGGUUCCUUGAUGAACAAGCUGUGGACCGAGAACACGAGAGGGAUUUCUUCCAGCAGGAGAUCCAGAAACUGGAGCAGCAGCUGAAGAAUCCACAGAAGCUUCAGACCGUCUCUGAGCAAAGAAACCGAGAGGUGGACCAGCUGACCUCCCAGCUGAAGGAGAAGGCGGAUUGGUGCAGUGAGCUGCUGCUCAGCUCAGAGCAGCUGCGUCGUGAGUUGGGAGAGCGCGACGAAGAGAUUGACAAGCUGGAGAGCCGCAUCCGUGAGCUGGAGCAGGCCCUGCUGGCCAGUGCUGAGUCCCUGGAGAAGGUUGAACAAAAGAAGCAGCAUGCAUCCGUCACCGAGGCAAAACAGUCCACACUGGAGGCUCAGUUACAAACGGAGCGAGAAGCUUUGGAGCGUAAAGAGAAAGAGAUCUGUAACCUGGAGGAGCAGCUGGAACAGUUCAGAGAGGAGCUGGAGAACAAGAGCGAGGAGGUGCAGCAGCUUCACAUGCAGCUGGAGAUCCAAAGGAAGGAGAUCAGCAGCCAGCAGCAAUACCUAGAAACAAGGGAUAGCAUGCUCCAGGUGAUGGAGGAGAAGGACAGGGAAAUAGCACUUCUUAAUGAACAGAUCACUAAGCUCCAACACAUGGAAACAGCCUCUGAUAACAAGGAAAUUGAUGAGCGAGAUGAGCUGAUAAAAGACCUGGAGUCCCAGGUGGAGUGCCUGCGGAGCGAACAAGAACGCUUGAAGAGGAAUAAUGAGGAGGAGCUCGACCAGCUGAAUGCAGUCAUAGACAAACUUCAGCAGGAACUGGCCAAUAUUGAGCAGAAACAGACUACAGAGGAAGACGAGGACACCCAGGCUGAGCCGGAGAGUGGAGUGUGGGGGCCGAGUAAAGAGGAAUACGAUGAGAUGAAGCAGAAAAAGGACCUGGCUGCCAAAGAGCUUGAUAAACUCAAAACAGAGCACAGUAAGCUGUUGGAAACAUAUCUGCGUUUGAAAGAGAGUGCAGAAGCUUUGACUGAAACAGAAAAACUGGAGAGCCCAGAGGAUGAGCUUCAAGAAGCUCUCAGGGAGAAAACUGCUGGUCUUGUUGUCAUGCAGGCCCAAGUACAAGCUCUAGAGCAGAGUGCAACGUCCAGAGUGGAAGAGUUAGGUCUCCGCAUCCGGGAGCUUGAGGACUUGGUGGGUGAGAAGGACUCUGAGUUAAGCCGCUGUCGCCUCCUUGUGGAGCAAACUCGGAGCGAUGCAGAUGGUCUCCAACAGAAGGUCUCUAAUCUGGAGGCAAAUCUGAGGGAGAAAGUGGCUUCAGUGCUCGUCAGUCAAGCCACCUUGGAGGCUUUCCAGGAGCAGCAGGAGCAGCGUCGGCAGUCACAGAUAUCCAAAGAGGACCAGGAGCUGCAGAGACAUGUGGAGCCACAUGCAGAUGACUUAGCUGACUUUGGUAUUCCCCAAAUGGAUUUCAGUGAACUAGGUCAAGUGAGACAAGCUCCCACAGGGAAGGUUGUCCAUCUGACCCAGAAGCUUCGCGAGCUGGAGGCAGGUCUCAGUGGGGUGCAGAAAGACCAGGAGCUCCAGAAGCAGCUGCUCUCCAGCUCAGAGGAGGAGGUUAUGGAGUACGAGAGGAGGCUGGCGGUGCUCAUGGAUCUGCUCAGUCAGAUGAAGGUCAGGACGCAUCAGAAGACAUCACCAGCUGUGGAGGGUGUCUCCGCUCAUGACCAGCCGGCUGUGUCGGAGCUUCUGCAGGAGUUGCAGGAGGUCAGAGACGAGGCCUCGGCCACCAAAGAGCAGCUCGACAACUAUAAGGAGACCUGCAGUAAACUCCAGGAAGAGCUCACAGAAAAAACUGAAACACUUGAGAGACUCCAGGACCAACUUCAAAGGGAAUCUUCUGAAGGUGGUGAAGAAACAAAGGUAUCUGACCUUCACCGGGAACUCAUGUCGGCUCAAAAUGAAGCAGCUGCUACCAAAGAAGAGCUGAACAGCUGCAAGGAGAGCUUAGAGAAGCUACAGGAGUUGCUGCAGGAGCGGGAAAUGACCAUUGCUCACCUUAAAGAAGAACUUUUCCAAGUAAAAGCUGGUGAGGACAGAGCCGACAAGACGGAGCUUCUUAAAGAGCUCCAGGAGGUCAGAAAUGACGCAGAUUCCACCAAAGAAAAACUCAACAGCUACAGGCAGCAUAAUGAGAAGCUUCAGGAGGACAUCCAAGUCCGCGAAGUUUCUAUUUCUAAACUCAAAGAGGAGCUCCAAGAGGUCAGGAUGAAUGUGGGUGCUACCAAAGAAGAACUGAACAGCUACAGGCAGCACAACGAGAAACUACAGGACGAACUCCACGUCCGUGAACUCUCCAUUUCAAAGCUCAAAGAGGAGCUCCAGGAGGUACAAUCAGCCCUGAUGAAGACAGCAGACUCAGUUCCUCAAUCUCCGUCUCCAUCUCCUUCUCCUCAGCCUGUUUCCACUGCUUCUUCCACCUCCACCACCCAGCCCAAAAGGAAAGGAGGCAAACAGCCAGCUGGUAAGGGAAGCAGUGCCAAAGAUAAACCAGCUCUCUCCAGGAAAAACUCUGCUACUUCCAGCCAGUCCUCCAACAAAUCUCACAGCACUCGGCUAAACAGCAGCUCUGAGCAGCAACACGUUGCCGUAACGGACUCGUUCACACAGACUGAAACGCUCCAAAUGUCUGACAGCAAGUCUCCUUCAGCUGCCAACAAAGAGGAGAUAGAGGAGGUGAUCACAGAGUUCCAGGAGAAGAUUGUACAGAUGCAGGAGCUCCAUGCAGCAGAAAUCCUGGACAUGGAGGCCCGGCAUAUUUCAGAGAGCGACACCCUGCGCAGGGACACACAAGCUCUGGAGAAUGAAUGUAAAGCCCUCAAGGCCGUCAUUGACAAGCUGCGCUUGACUGAGACCCCUUCAUCAAGACAAGACCGUCCUGCUUCACAAUUCAAAGAUGGCUACACCAGCGACAGCAGCUCAGACUACAGCCAACAGACCGGAAAUGACGUCCCGAGUUUGCAGCAGGAGUUCAGGACAACUCCAGACGGCGCCAAGUGCACUGACGAUCCACUACCUGAUCGAAUCAAAAAAUUGCUCCGUGAGGUGCACCAGGAGGGCAUGCACGUUCUCUCUCUGUCAGAGCUUCCUCUCUCUGAAGGCGAGCCGAGCAGCCAGUUCAACGUCCAAGGCUGGGCAAAGGAAAGAGAUGCCUUGCUGGCAACUGUUGAAUCUCUCAAAGACCUCAUCACCCAGAUGCAGACACACAGGGGAACACAGACUUCAGGCAGCGCAGACUGGCGAGGGCAGCUCCUGGAUGCCGUGCGACAGGUGUUUGUGAGGGAGCGCAGCAUGCUGAAGAACGCUGUCUACAGCCAGUUAGACCUGCUAGACACCAGUGAUGCCAUCAUACACCUCAAUCAGCUGGAACGCAGACUGGCCGAACAGGAUGCCCAGCACAGAGAGGCGAUGGGUUCUCUUCACACUGCAGACAGGUCCAGUCUCAUGUCUGAGAUUCAUCAGCUCCGCGGUCAACUGGAGCAACUUCAUCAAGGUACCCAGUCUGCCGUGUCAUUGUCUGGCGAGUGUAGCGUGAAGGAGCAGAGGGAGGGAGGAGGAGCUGAUAGGGCAGCAGAUGCCGACAGGCUGCUGGUGGAGGAGCUGAAGGUUGAACUGUCCCAGACUAAACUGGAACUGGAGACAACACUCAAGGCUCAGCACAAACACCUCAAAGAGCUGGACACACUCAGGGCAGAGGUAUCGCAGAAGGCUGCAGAGGUGGACACACUGAAUGACCAGCUGUCAGGGGAGAAAAAGAGAAGCCGAGAUCUUCAGUGGGCAGUGGAGAAAGAGAAGUGUCGAACUGAAAGGAAUGAGGAGAGCAAGCGAGAAGAACUGGAGGACCUGCACCUCACUCUGGAGGAACAGAAGAGAAGCGUGACCCAGCUGACCUCGGCCUUGGAGCAGGAACGCCAGGCUUCCUCUCAGCUCUCUCAGCAGGCUGAGCAGGAACGCCUGAGCCUCCACAGACACCUCCAGGAGCUCCAGGUCCAGCUGGAGACGGAGCGAGCCAAGGCCCAGGAGAUGAGCACUGCCCUGGGGAGGGAGAGGGAGCUGCGAGUAGGGGUCUCCUCAGACAGUGGUCCAGAGCAGCGGGCAGUGGAGGACUGGAGGGGGCUUGAAGAGGAAGGGAGCCUUCUGGAAAGACUUCAGAGGGAGCUGGAUGACAAGCAUGCACAGGUGGUGCAUCUCCUCAGUCAGGUGGAGGCCCAGAAGCUUGAGGUUGUAAGAAAAGAGGAGGAGCUGACUUUGACGGGUCAGAGGUCAAGACGAGACCAAGAGGCACUGCUGGAGGCUCGGUCCCAGCUGGAGAACCUGGAAGCACGAAUGUCGGAGGCCCAGGAGCAGCUUGAGACAGAGCUGGAGAGGAGGAAGAGCCUAGAGGAGGAGAAGGAGAGACUAGAGGAGAGGUUGGUCCAAUUAGGAGAGCAGAGAGAAAGAGAGAGGGAGGGGAGCGGACCUCUGCAGGCUGAUGGCCGCAAUCAGGCUGAGUGGCACAGUGAGUCCACCAACCGCACUAAAGACUGGGUGUUCCAGCAGAAGAGUUCCAGCUCCAGCGUGUCCCCCCACCUGGAGGUCACUCCAAUGGGUAACACCAGCGGACUGCACCACGGUCCUUGGCGCACAGUCGACAAGAUCCUCGGCAAACUCCACCUCAUUUCCUCAAAGAUCCGCAGCAUGGCCAGCAAGAAUACUGGCAGGAUGACUGCAGAGGUCGACAGUGAAGAGUUAUCAUUGGUCCAGUCCAAUGUUGAUGAGGUCAUCACUAUGCUGCAGCAAUCCCCAGGUCUACCCUCCGUCCCUGAGAGCGCGUCCCUGCUGGCAGGAGGCUCCUCCAGCUCCUCCAACUCCCUGACGGAGCGGCUGCUCAGGCAGAAUGCCGAGCUGACAGGUUUUGUUAGCCGCCUGACAGAAGAGAAGAACGACCUGAGAAACCACACGCUCCGCUUGGAAGAAGAGCUCCGACGCUACCGACAGGCUGGACUGGGAUCAGGCGAUAGCUCCAGCAGCAGGAGAGGAGUCUCAAAAGCGGACUCGACAGGGAUGCUGCUCUCUCAGGAGCGAGAAGCUUGGACUCGAGAGAAGGUCCGCUUAGAGAAAGCCUUACAUCUGGCCCAGGCCCAGGUGGCCCGACUCAGAGCAGAGAUAAGGACCGACACCCUGCAAGAGAUAACUGGACCUGAGGCUGACAAUGCAGCACUGAAGAGGAUGUAUGGGAAGUACCUGAGGUCAGAAAGUUUCCGAAAAGCACUGAUCUACCAGAAGAAGUAUCUGCUGUUGCUGCUGGGCGGCUUCCAGGAGUGUGAGGAAGCCACGCUGUCACUCCUCUCCAGGAUGGGCAGCCGGCCAUCACUCUCCAGCUUGGAGUCCCUCAGCCAGCGUCGGCGGGGGCUGAUGCGCUUCCGCUCUGCCGUCCGAGUGUCUAUCGCCCUCUCCAGGAUGCGUUUCCUUGUGAAGCGUUGGCACAAGGCAACAGGGAUGAGCUCCACAACCUCCUGCAGUGUCAACAAGAAUGGAGCAGGACAGACAAUAGGUACGGAGGUGAGAGACUCGCCUUAUCUUCACCCAGGCAGCGUGGACAUAUACAGAGACCGAGGAAGUGGAGGAGGAGGAGGAGGAGGAGUCUCCAGCGCCAGGGGGCGAAGUGGGCGUGAAUCCCCAAGAUCGGCCAUCUCCUCCACACAUCACAGGUUUCACCUAGCAGGAGACCAUGGAGCUCUCACCUGUUCCCACCUACAGAGCUACGACCCCGACCGAGCGCUCACCGACUACAUCUCUAGACUGGAGGCCCUGCAGAGGAGGCUGGGGAGUGUGACAUCAGGUGCUUCUUCAUAUGCUCAAUUGCACUUUGGCUUGAGAAGAUAGAUGCUGACAACUCACUUUGGCUUGAAGAAACUCAGUUGCCUUUUCUCGUGCUGAGCGCUCUGCUGUUUUCUAUCAUUCUGGUGUGGACUGUAUCUUUCCAUGUGGACCAAAACACAUUUUUUAUUAGUGUACGACAUAUUGUAUUCAGGCUUUUUGUCGCCAGCACUUGAAAACAGCUAUGUUUGUAAUUUAAUCUGCCUCUUUGUUGUGGAUGAUCUAUAAUCAUGUAUAUUUGUCUAAUGCUAAUUUAAAACCUUGUGAUUAAUUUAUAUGUUUAUGUUGUAUGGGUGGAACGUUGCGUAGAGAAUGUUUGGGUUUAUCGUUAAGGAGGCUGCUACUGGAUAUUCUACACUACACUGUGUUUUGUUUAGGCCAGACAGACUACAGAGGACAUUUGUAGAGAACGUAUUUUUGUAAAGCGUUAGGCGCUUUGAAUUUUCUGGGUAUUUUGUCAAAAACUGAAAUAAAGAGGACUAUGAUAUUUGAAA